AUCAAAUUUCCGGAUUUCUGGAAAUUUGAUAAUUAAUUACACUUCCUUCUAAAAUUCAAAAUGAAUAAGUUUUUUUUUCUAUAUAAACCAUGAUCUCAUGAAAUGAAACCAGAUGGAUUUUGCUGUGAAUAUUUUGAUCGAUCACUAGAUUUCGAGUUUAUUUUAAUAAUGAAACUUUGGAUACUUGCUUGUUUGUGUUCUUUAAACAGUUUGAUGGUGUUCUGUGAAAAUGUGUAUGGAUAUGGUGUUUGCGUUAAUGAGUUACUAGACAUCCGCUCAUGCUGCAAGGACUUCAAACCAGUUGGAAACAUGUGUGUAGAAUGUGAUCCUGGGUACCGGGGCUAUAAUUGUUCCGAGACCUGUCCUCCCAACCACUAUGGACCAAAAUGUUUUAAAACAUGUGACUGUUUACCUUAUCAGUACUGUGAUACAGAAAAGGGGUGUCUGUGUAACACGACCAGCGUUAAUUGUACAGAUCAGGAACCAGAGACUGUCGAAACAAGCUUAGGAACAACAAUAAGUUUUUACAUCUUAUCCACUUAUCAUAACAAAAACCCGACAAAUUUACUCACAGUUACUUUAUCCUCGACAAUAUCAGUCGUUCUACUGCUUGCAGCUGGGGUCACCUGCAUAAGUUUUUGGAUGAAGAAAAGAUUGAGAGAGGCAAAGAAAGAAAGAUAUACAUUGGGAGAUCAACAAUUGUUACAUGUCGAAGAUACGUCCCCUGGCACUAAUCCACAACCUCAUCAAACUGAGGACAUAUACGCUCACACAACAUCGGGAAUUUACCAUCAUUUAAGUCUCAGAGUACAGCUUAGCAGUUUAUCUGAUAGUGAUAAAAACAUAGAGAACCCCUCUCACUGCCCGGGUCUCUCCCCUGAUACAAUUUCUGAACAAAGUGAGGAAAGAAUCCAAACAAAAGAAAAAGAAUCACAGACAGACAUUCAUACGGACAGCGAACAUUCAGAGGAAGUUUAUUUUGAUGUGAGCUACGCAAUACAAAAUGCAGUUGAUUUACAAAAAGAUGAAUCAUUUGAACGAAAGUGUUCCUUAAAAUCAGAAACAGACGUAGAAGAUGGUGAGUAUUGUGACGUGAAGUACAGCAGACAACAUUCUAAAGUUGUAUACGGAAAUGAAUUUCCCAGACAACAGAUUUCUUCCAAUUCCGAACUGGACUUUGAUAAGGACGGUUUAGCAGAUUAUGUUAAUUGUAUUAAUAUUUAUCACAUUAAUGAAUCUGUUGGCGAUGUUUAUUCAUCAGUACAAAAAACUUCAAAAAAGACAAAGUUUUAGUGAGCAUUUUUAGAAAAAAAAAAUUGGCAUUUUUUUUUAAAUUGAAUUUUUUCAUGAUAUGGAAUGAAACAUUUGAAAUGUAGUAGAAAUAUUUUUAAAGAUAAGAGAAAAGAAUCUUUCUUCGAUUGUGUGAAAAAUGAAUGAAAUUGUUAAGGUACAUGCAAUAAUUUGUUCUUUUUAGUUUCAUGAGAAUUAAAAUUUAUGAAAGAAGAUAAAUGGACUAUUGUGAAUAAUAGAAUUACUCUGACGCCUACCUCCAAGUCAUCUUAUGGUCAAUACAGAGUUAAGAGGGUACAUCAGCAAGAUAUUCAUAUGCAGAAAACUCCGUUUUUGAGCUUUAGAUUUUAGAUGCGAUUAUGAUACAGUUACCUUCCUCUCUGUUUAUAAGUUUGUCUGUUUACAUAAAUUCAGGCCUUCGUUUGAACAAUCAUUGAUAAUCGUUAAUUGUUGUUAAUUCAAAAUCUAUGAAAUUCAGAGAUAAAACCAGGUGCCUAGAAGAAGAAAACAGCCCCAUUGACUGGUCAAUUUCGCCGUGAACUUUAUUUAUUCAUU
Molecule: messenger RNA, 1845 nt
Organism: Saccostrea cuccullata (small rock oyster)
Lineage: Eukaryota; Metazoa; Mollusca; Bivalvia; Ostreida; Ostreidae
Product: platelet endothelial aggregation receptor 1-like
Exons: 7
Coding region: 103-1293 (396 amino acids)
Source: RefSeq, a predicted model, not a curated record